Messenger RNA from Rhododendron vialii, 399 nucleotides. RefSeq names its product probable LRR receptor-like serine/threonine-protein kinase At3g47570. Bases 1 to 399 code for a protein of 132 amino acids. The record is from RefSeq and is a predicted model, not a curated record. Gene Ontology annotation, biological process: protein phosphorylation. Lineage: Eukaryota; Viridiplantae; Streptophyta; Magnoliopsida; Ericales; Ericaceae. The transcript is spliced from 2 exons. Gene Ontology annotation, molecular function: ATP binding; protein kinase activity.
AUGGUCAAUGGGGGCCUAGAGGAGUGGUUGCAUCCAAAUGAGAAAGAAGAUGAUGCUCACGACAAGUACUCACAGAGUUUAAACCUUCUACGGAGGUUAAAUAUUGCAUUUGACAUUGCUUCUGCACUUUUGUAUCUUCACCACCAUUGCUCGGAACCAAUAGUUCACUAUGACUUGAAACCGAGCAACGUUCUUCUUGACGAUGAUAUGGUUGGACAUGUAGGUGAUUUUGGGUUAGCAAGAUUCCUUGUAGAUACGACACGUAUUUCUUCUACAAAUCCAUCAAGUUCUAUUGGCUUACGGGGGUCAUCCGGUUAUGCAGCUCCAGCUGUUGGUUCUAAUGUUUUACUCCUCACUGCAUCAUUUUGCGUUCAAAAGUAUUACAUGCAGUUGAGUUAA